AUGGCAUUGUUCGAUAAAAUCUUUUCAACAAAGAGAAAACUUGAAUACGUUGAUCGAGACUCAAGAAACUGGGCUAGGUCCAGUGAAAUAACGCCGGAGCAAGUGAGACUGCUAUUAUUUAAAGAGUGUGACUGGAGAGGGAGAAAGGUUCUCUUUGAUUCAUCAACAAUAGAGAGGGUUCCUGUUAUUAAAAAUGAGAAACCAGACCUGCAAACGAAGGAUCAGCUGCCAUAUAUUGUGGAGAUGUCAAAUGGGUUUUGUUACAUGUACAAAGGGCCGGCGGCGGACGCGAACUUUCUUGGUGACAUGAUAUUCGGCGCGGUCGCUAUGAACUAUAAGACCGUUUCCCUAAAAAUUCACAUCAUGAAUGAACCUAAGAGGUUUAUGUGUACAAAAGUCUUCUGCGUCCCCACAUCUCGGCGAAUAAGUCGCGUAGAGCGCAAAACGAGUGAAGCGAACAGUGAUCAAAAUAAUAGGAACGAAUCUAAGCCUCUGAACGUGCCCGCUUUAAGAGAGGAGGGAGUUUCCUUGAGCUUUUCCAUCGAUAGAGGAGAUUCGGGUUUCUAUGGGGAGCAGUCACCAUACAGCAGCGUUGGCUCCUCAUUUGAUUACUAUUCUAUGCUUGAUGAGUGGGACGGCAGUAGUACGCAAGAUGAGCUAAGUUUUCAGUUACCGCCCGGACGUAAGCUCAGUAUAUCGAGCAGAGGAAGUUGGCAGCGCAGAACCUUCCAGAGCUUGGCGACUCGAUUCGAACUCGGCCAAAGUUCGAAUCUUUUGAACGUGCCUACAUCAAUCAGUACCGUCGCCAGCUCCGAUUCACAGUUAUACAGCAAUAGUACAACGAGCGGCACAAGUGAUAGUUUACUAAGCACAUGUUCUGCAGUGGCGCCGAGGAGAAACAAGCUGGGCCUAGCGUUGUUGGUCACUGUACCUGAUUCCACUGAUAUGAAUUUUAUACGGCGUUGCUUAGAACACUCCCCCCAGUUACAAGCACUAGUUUGUAGGUUAAGAUUGGCAACAUUGGCUGCCGGUUUGGGCGGAAACUUCGUUUCGACUUUGUACAAAGCGGGAGCUGAUGCUGCCAGAUGGUUAUCAGACCUCAUUUACGGGCCACGCCUACAGUCUGCGUGGUUAAGUCUAGUCACAAGCGAUCCGCGCUCCUCCAACAAGCAAUCCGAGUCCUUGCUGUCGGAUCUUUGCGCCGUAUUAGCAGCAGGCGACACUAAACACACAAACUUGUGA
Molecule: messenger RNA, 1242 nt
Organism: Parnassius apollo (apollo)
Lineage: Eukaryota; Metazoa; Arthropoda; Insecta; Lepidoptera; Papilionidae
Source: the annotation of a GenBank genome assembly